Molecule: messenger RNA, 3421 nt
Organism: Wyeomyia smithii (pitcher-plant mosquito)
Lineage: Eukaryota; Metazoa; Arthropoda; Insecta; Diptera; Culicidae
Product: chitinase-3-like protein 1
Exons: 4
Coding region: 101-1546 (481 amino acids)
Biological process (GO): chitin catabolic process; carbohydrate metabolic process
Cellular component (GO): extracellular region
Molecular function (GO): chitin binding; chitinase activity
Source: RefSeq, a predicted model, not a curated record
GCUUUGACCUAGGUGCAGUUUAAUCAAUAAAUUGCAGUUACACCCAUCGGAACUAAAACUACAUUAUUGGCGAAUUUUGUUUUUUUUUUUUGUGUGAAUCAUGGGGCGUUUGUUCCUUCAGCUUAGUGUACUAAUUGCAAGUGUAUUUAUUUUGGCGAUAAACGGGGAAAAGAAAAUUGUUUGUUAUGUGGGCACGUGGGCAGUGUACAGACCCGGUCGGGGUAGCUUCAACAUAGAGCAUAUUGACCCAUUUAUGUGCACCCAUCUAAUGUACUCAUUCUUCGGCAUCAAUGAAGACGGAACAGUGCGCAUUAUUGACCCCUACUUGGAUCUCGAGGAAAAUUGGGGCCGGGGUCACAUAAAGCGCUUCAACGCGUUGAAGGGUGUGAAUCCGGCGCUGAAAACAAUUGCCGCCGUCGGCGGUUGGAACGAGGGCUCGGUCAAAUUUUCCAAUGUCGCGGCCAAUCCGCAACUGCGCCAGCGUUUCACGCAAGAAGCGGUUGCCUUUUGCCGGCAGCACAAUUUCGAUGGAAUCGAUCUGGACUGGGAGUAUCCAGCGCAGCGCGGCGGAAACAGUGCGGUCGAUAAGGAAAAUCAUGCAGUGUGGCUAGAGGAAAUGCGAAUUGUAUUUGACCGCGAAGGUUUACUGCUGAGUGCAGCAGUAGCGUCAGCAGAGUUUUCCUCUAGUAUAUCGUAUGACAUCCCACGAGUGGCCGCGGCACUGCACUUCAUCAACGUGAUGACGUACGAUAUGCAUGGAGCCUGGGAAAACACCGCCGGUAUAAAUGCCCCUCUCUACAAGGGUCCCGCCGAUCGAACGGAAAUACAAAAACAACUGAACGUUAAUGCCAGUGUACACUACUGGCUUUCACAGGGAGCCCCAAAGGAAAAGCUUAUCUUAGGCAUUCCGCUGUACGGUCGAUCAUUCACACUGGCGAAUCCCGACCUUACAGAUAUCGGAGCACCAGUCACAGGUCCGGGUUUGGCAGGAGAACAUUCCCGAGAACCUGGCAUAUUGGCAUACAAUGAGUUUUGUGAAAAGCAGCUGCAAGAACCGUGGAAAAUUUGGUUCAGUAAUGAACAACAAGCGUAUUAUGCAACCAAAGGCAACCAGUGGUUGGGUUACGAGGAUGUGAACUCAGUUGCACUCAAGAUGCAAUUUAUGCUGGAUUUGGAUCUCGGAGGAGCCAUGGUGUGGUCUUUGGAGAGCGAUGAUUUUCACGGACAGUGCAGCAGUCAAAAAUAUCCACUAAUGAAUGUUAUUUAUGCAGCGAUUAAUAAUGGUGCAGCGCCACCAACUACGCCCGUUCCGUCCACUCCAUCAGCCGCUACGACUACGACUACCACUUCUAAGCCAGGAGUCGCACCGGAUUGUGAGACUGAAGGCAUACACCCGAAUCCGGACAAUUGUCAAGACUAUUACAUCUGCACGACCGAAGGACACCGAUACGACUUUUCGUGUCCGGCAGGACUUCUGUUCGAUCCGGUACUCAAUGUUUGCAACUGGCCAGACCAAGUUGAUUGCCAAGCAAACAAUGAGCUUUAACUCGGUUAUAGUCUAUCCGAAAUAAGCAAGGAAAUUCUUUCAAUUAUUUAUCCAUUAUCUGUUAGUUUAUUUAUGCAAGUCGUAAUAAAAAGAUUUAAUCGAAUAUAAAAAAUUACAUACUUAAUAGGCCUUUGUUGCAACCAAAACUUUGCAACCUAUAUUAUUUAGUUAGUGUGUUUCAAAAUAUUUGAAAAUAACUAAACGCCUAAGUGGACAGCCAAACGUACGACGCGACCUCACGCAACCGUUCACAGCUUUUUUUUAGUAGGUACUUACUCAAUACGGACGUUCCGCCGCCGUGAACGGCGAGUUAGCUCCUUUACGACCAGUCGCAAAAGCAGUAGCAGUGCCAGAAUGUCCGACACAAUGAGCAUGUAGAAAACGUUUUGCCACCCGGACGAUGACACCAGGCCGGCGAAAAGGGGCCCAACAGCCGCUCCUGUGAUUGAAGAUGAAGGUGAGCGUUUGUAUUUCAAAAGUGACCAUAACUAAAUUUAGUAUGAGCCAGUAUUUGUUUCUAUUUUUUUUUUUAAAUCUUUACACUAGAUAUCACAGUUUGCGUGUUUGAAAAUGAAAACUUUUAUUUUUCAUAUUGAGAAUUUUUUUGCUUGUUAUCAAAUUGUGAAAACGAAAUAAUUGUGAAAACGAAAAUAAUUUUUAAAAAAUCUAUAAAGCGGUAACAGACAGGCCACUUAAAUUCUAACUUCAUUUUUGGAUAGAAAAUUUACAAAAAAAAUACAGUGAUUGACAGUAUAAACAUUUUAGGACUUCAUACUUACCUAUUGAACCAGUUCCAUCGAUGAUGGCGGUAACAGUCGCUAGUGCUUUAGAGUUUCCAUUUAAAGAACUGUGCUGACCUUAAAAGUAGAGAAAAAGGAAUAAUCAUGAUUUCGGUUUAUUUCUUUGAUGAAAGAUGAUAAAUGAAUUUCAUAAUUUAUACGCCUAGCACAUAUAUCCCACUUGAAUUACAUAAAGAAUUUAAAUUAAAAUUUGGCGUAACUCUACUCACUUGGGCUGAAAUAGUGAAUACAAUAAUCUUGAAAAAAACGUCGUCGGUUGCGUACAAGAAACAGGUGACAAAAAUUUCUCUUGGUGGCUUAGUUGCACAUUGCUUGAAGAAAACUGUACUAGUUUGCUGUUAAACUUACCUAGUUCAGCACUGACGGAAGUAGUGAUAAGAGCGUAAGGGCCGUUCACGAGCACCCCAGCCAGAAAUAGCAGGCAAAUGUUAAAAGACAACGAGACCGCGCCAAGCUUUUGAUAAACUAGCAACUAUAAAGUAAACAUUGUCAACUCUGGAAACUGAUUUUUCACUGGGGCAAACUAGUUACCGUCGGUGCGGCCAAGAACAGCAUUCCCGAGCAGGUAGUUGCAGACAUCCCGGUAGAAUCUGAGAUCAAGCCGGCCGCUAUAGCUCCAACGAUACCGCCAAUAUCAAACAACGUAGAUAAAUCAGCACUCAGCUCAGCACCCAAAGUAGCUGCAGAAUAUAAUAGUCAUGAAUAAGAAACUUAUCAUCUUCUGACACCAUUUUACUUACUGGAAGAUUGAAUGUAUAGUGGAAGCCAAUAUAAAAAUGUAUAACUGACUAGCUUGGAGAAAAACAGACUUAGAGAGAACUCGAUUACACCCGGAAUUUUAAGUGCUCCUGCAAAACCUAUUGCAUCCUCCUGUACGGGAGCACGAUUAAUACUGCCUAUGAUUGGUGUCCGUUCAUUUGUAUCCUAGAAUUGGCGUUAUGUUAGUUGCUUAAAAUAAUCAUUGUCUAAGCAACAUGCAUCGGCACGCUAUGGAAAAGCCAUAUGAACUUACAACGUUAGAAUAAAAACUGCCGUGUAAACUUCUUAACGAAGGAUUUUCCUACAUAUUAUGUUA